AUGCCACUUCCGGCGAAACCAAUGAGGGAUUCCGACGAGUCGGCGAUCCCUUCCAACAACCUGUGGGUAGGGAACCUGGCGCCGGACGUCACCGACGCCGAUCUGAUGGAACUUUUCGCCAAAUACGGCGCACUCGACAGCGUAACCUCUUAUUCCGCUCGCAGUUACGCCUUCGUCUUCUUCAAGCGCGUUGAAGACGCAAAAGCCGCCAAAAACGCUCUCCAAGGAACCUCUCUCCGCGGCAGUUCCUUGAAGAUUGAGUUUGCCAGACCGGUCACCCUUUGUUCAACUGGGAAAUUCAAAGCAAAGGCAUGCAAACAGCUUUGGGUGGGUGGUAUUAGCCCAUCUGUUACAAAGGAAGAACUGGAAGCUGAAUUUCGUAAAAUUGGUAAAAUUGAGGAUUUUAAGUUCUUCAGAGACAGAAAUACUGCCUGUGUUGAAUUUUUCAAUCUGGAAGAUGCUUCUCAGGCCAUGAAAAUAAUGAACGGGAAAAGAAUAGGUGGGGAGCAUAUUCGUGUUGACUUCCUUCGAUCACAAGCUACAAAAAGGGAUCAGUUGCUGGAUUAUGGUCAGUUUCAAGGAAAAAGCUUGGGGCCUAGUGAUGCUUAUUCUGGACAGAAAAGACCACUGCAUUCACAACCUCCAAUGGGAAGGAAAGGGGAUGGUCAACCAAGCAAUGUUUUGUGGAUUGGUUAUCCUCCUGCUGUUCAGAUUGAUGAACAAAUGCUCCACAAUGCCAUGAUUUUAUUUGGUGAAAUUGAGAGAAUCAAGAGUUUUCCUUUGAGGCAUUAUUCUACAGUUGAGUUUAGAAGUGUGGAUGAAGCUCGACGUGCAAAAGAGGGCCUUCAAGGGCGCCUUUUUAAUGAUCCUCGAAUAACAAUAAUGUAUUCCAGCAAUGACCCAGUCCAUGGCAGUGAUUACCCUGGCUUUUUUCCUGGAAGUAAUGGACCAAGGCCUGAUAUAUUGCUGAAUGAGCAUCCAUUUCGACCAUUACAAAUGGAUGCAUUUGGUCAUAAUCGUCCAAUGGUUCCAAAUAAUUUUACUGGUCAGUUACCACCUAGUGGUAUUAUGGGUCCAAAUGUACCAAUGCGACCUUUUGGUCCUCACAGUGGUGUUGAAUCUGUUAUUUCUGGCCCGGAGUUUAAUGAGAUUAAUGCGCUCCACAAAUUUCAGGAUGGUAGCUCCAAGAGUAACAUGGGUCCAAACUGGAAAAGACCAUCUCCUCCUGCACCAGGGAUGCUUUCUUCUCCUGCACCGGGUGCUAGGCAUCCUACAAGAUCAACUUCGGGUGCAUGGGAUGUACUUGACAUAAACCAUAUUCCAAGAGAUUCUAAACGUUCAAGGAUAGAUGGACCCUUGCCUGUUGACGAAGCCCCCUUUCCUUUGAGGAAUAUAGAUGGACCCUUACCUGUUGACGAAGUAGGUGGUUCUGGUCCAUAUGCAAACAUUCAAGGAAAGAGUCACCUUGGUCCAAUGAGCUCAAGGAUUACAGCUGGAGUUCAGGGUAUGGUCCAACCUGAUAACGAUCAUACUUGGCGUGGAAUUAUUGCAAAAGGCGGAACUCCCGUUUGUCGUGCUAGAUGUGUACCAAUUGGGAAAGGGAUUGGAACUGAGCUUCCAGAUGUUAUUGAUUGCUCAGCUAGAACGGGAUUGGAUAUACUAACUAAACACUAUGCCGAUGCAAUUGGUUUUGAUAUUGUAUUCUUUCUGCCUGACAGUGAAGAUGAUUUUGCAUCAUAUACUGAAUUCCUUCGCUAUCUCAGUGCAAAAAAUCGUGCUGGUGUUGCCAAAUUUGUGGAUAACACCACAUUAUUCUUGGUGCCUCCUUCAGAUUUUCUCACAAGAGUUUUGAAAGUCAGUGGACCUGAGCGACUAUAUGGUGUGGUUCUGAAGUUUCCACAAGUGCCAAGUAGUGCACCUGUGCAACAGCCAUCACACUUGUCUGUACCAACUACUCAGUAUAUGCAGCAGAUUCCUCCGAAGCAGACUGAAUAUGGUUUGACUCCUAUGAAAGAGGAACAGGUUUUGUCAAUGGAUUAUAAGAGACCAUUGCAUGAGGAUUCUAAGCCUCCUUCUAAAUCAGUCUACCUACCUACAGGUGGGCCCCCUUCAGUUCAUUCUGUGCUUCCAGAUUAUGCUCCUAAUAAUAUUGUUACUGGGUCCCAACCUGGAGUUGCAUUAACACCUGAGCUUAUUGCAACUUUAGCUUCUUUUCUCCCUACAACUACACCAUCAUCUGCCACUGAUGGUGCCAAGUCUGGAGUAGGUUCCUUGACCAUGAAGCCUCCGUUUCCUCCCGUGGCACCAAAUGAUGGAAGUCAAUCUUAUAUAUGGAAACAGGACAAUCAAGUUGCUGAUCAAUCCACCCAUCCUCCUCAGCAGUUGAGGAGUAUGUAUAACGUUCACAAUGCUCACUAUCAGCCCUAUCCACCAGCAUCUGCUUCAGCUGGCAAUCCUGCUCAAGUUGUCUCUGGCAGUUCUCAUAUCCAAGAUACAUCAGCCAGCAUGCAUCAGCAAGGUGCUGUUUCAUCAAGACACAUGCCUAAUUUCAUGAUGCCUUCUCAAAGUGGACAAGUAGCUGCAUCCCCUCAUGGAAGUCAGCAUUAUCAAGUUGAAGUUUCCCCUAGCAAUCAGAAAAGCUUUGGAGUGGUGCAAGGAACUGAUGCCUCUGUUAUAUACAAUUCUCAGGCUUUCCAGCAACCUAAUAACAAUCCACUCCCAUUCCAGCAACCUAAUAAUUCUAUUGCCUCAACUAAUCAAGUUACUGGUGCUACUUCUUCACAGCAGCAAACUAGCAUGCCAUAUACAGUCGGCCAAGUAAACUCAGAGACCCCAAAUCAGCAACUUUCUGCUUUUGGAGUUGGUCAAGGCACACCAGAGGUGGAGGCUGAUAAGAACCAGAGAUACCAGUCAACAUUACAGUUUGCUGCCAAUCUUCUUCUCCAAAUACAACAAAAGCAACAGCAAGCGCCAGGAGGACAUGGAUCGGGAAUUCAACAAUGA
This is a messenger RNA of Sphenostylis stenocarpa, 3003 nucleotides long. The record is from the annotation of a GenBank genome assembly. Lineage: Eukaryota; Viridiplantae; Streptophyta; Magnoliopsida; Fabales; Fabaceae.